Clonostachys rhizophaga is the source of this 3123-nucleotide messenger RNA. The record is from the annotation of a GenBank genome assembly. NCBI's taxonomy places the organism in Eukaryota, Fungi, Ascomycota, Sordariomycetes, Hypocreales, Bionectriaceae.
AUGGCGCCGAAUAGAUCAACUCACAGACUACAACGCUUUCUGAUACAGUUGUUAGAGGUGGUGAUAGAAACAAGUGAGGAUGGGCUUGAGGAAUUUCGCGAUGAGGCUUUGAGCCCACUGACCAUUAUCGUAUGGCUCAAAUUAGCCGGGCGCUCACUGCGCAAUAGGAUGAAGAAAAGGGGCGUUGUUAGGUCCAUACCAUUGGUUCUCCCCAUGAUUUCCUUGCCCGUCUUGAUACCUCUGGCGUGGCUCGCCGCCUUUUUGGGAUACCUGCUUCUGAGUUCGCCCGCCGUCAUCGGGGUUUUCAAGAGCCUUUUAUCCUACUUGGAACGGGGAAUCCAGAAGAAGCAGGAUACCGCAUUCCGAGAACAGUUCUUCCUUCCUCUGCGAAAGGCGCCCGGGAUACACAAGCCACAGAUGGUCUUUGAAUCACCUCGGACAAAUAGGUUUUUCUUACUUCCCCCUGAGCUUCGCUACCAGAUUCUUAACGAAGCGUUCGGUGGGGGGCGGACCUUGCACAUGAGCCUGGAGUUCCAGUACCCAUACUAUCUGGCAAAUAUUGAAAGAUAUAACGAUCCUCGGUUUGGCUGUCAUGCCAAGAUCGAACGCCUGGUCACGGUUAAUAAUUCCCACCUGCAAACAAAUAAACCCAAGCAGUGGGUAUGGUUUGGGUGUGUCUGCCAUCGUUCCUCAUGCCAUACAUCUAAAACAGCUCGAUAUCUUGAUAAAUUCGGCGACAAAAACGGGGUUGUAUCCAGAGACUGUGACGCUCCAUGCGAACCUAAAGAUGACAGAUGUCUGGAGGGUGUCGCUCGUUGUAAGCAAUGGCCGGGAACAUGGCCAGAGAAAUGCCAAAUUGGGAUUUUCGGAUGGCUCCUCACCUGCCGACGAGCGUACAGCGAGGGCUUCAGCGUGCUGUAUGGGAAUAAUACUAUCAACAUUGCUUCGCCUGCCCUCCUUCGAAGUAUUCAAGAUGUCCUACCUCAAGAAGCCCUGUUUUGCAUGACUUCACUCGAACUCGUCUUUGACCUGGACAGUGUCCCUUUUGACGAGGCCUUUAAGACUACGUCGAAGAAGAGGGCCCGAGAGCACUCCUCACCUCUCUUCCCAUCCAUGGCCACUCUUCGAGUUGCCUUUUCAAAAGGUUCUCGUAGCGCUAGCUCUCUCGGACUUGACCGAAACGAUCUUCACUGGACUGAAAUUAAGAAAGCCCUUCUCGGGCAGUUGUUCCCAAUGAUUGAUGGCUUUCUUGAAAGGGCCUUUCCCACUACAACGGAUGUAGUGAUAUCCUGUCCAUCAUGGAGCUGGUAUUCGGCUAUUGACCUGGUUCUCAUCGAUCAGCAGGGUAAAGAUACCUCUAAGGCGCAGCACUCAAGUUUCAAAGGUACCAAAUUCUGGAGACAGUCCCCUGCGCAAGAGGUGAUCUCACUCGAGAAUGGGAAUGUUCAGGCGCUGGAGGAAGGGACGCAACCAAAGCCCUUGCGAACCGGCUUCUGGGUUCAUAGUUCCGACAGGCCAAUGCACACUCGUUCAUGGCGAGCCACUGAGGCCCCAGGAGUGCUCAAGAACCACCACUACAUUGCAAUUCAAUUUGCCACCUAUCUUAAUAAAACUACCUUUUAUAACUUCAUAGUGUUUCCCAGGCGAGUUCUCAGCAUCCCAGUUAGUGAGGCGAUGUACUCUUGGGCGAGUCGAUGGCCUACUGCCCUCGCACUGGUGAUCACUUAUCCCAUCAUCCGCAUCAUCUACAAUCUGUAUUUCCAUCCUCUAGCCAAGGUUCCCGGCCCAAUUACGUGGUCGGCGUCACGGCUGCCAUUUGUCUUUGCGCUUCUUAGAGGAACCAUUGUGCACGACUUUCAAGAUCUCCAUCGCCGAUACGGACCAAUCUUGCGGAUCGCGCCGGAUGAAGUUACCUUUGCUCAGCCAGAUGCGUGGGCAGAUAUCUUCCAGCUGAGGCCUGAUCACCAACACUUUCUCAAAGACCCAGUCUGGUGGAAGCGACAGCCCGGCAAGCCUGAUUCCCUCAUCAGCGCCAUUGACCCAGACUCGCACGCUCGGAUUCGCAAGGCACUUGCCCCUGCAUUCACUCCACGCGCCUUGCGCUCUCAAAAGCAUGUCCUUCACCGAUAUGUCAACCUUCUGGUUGAAAGGCUUCAAGAAACAGUAAAGAUACGGUCUCAGGAAGCUGAGCAGGCAGUGGUAGACAUGUCGCCCUGGUUCAACUUCACCACAUUCGAUAUCUUCGGAGAUCGAGGCUAUGGUGAGUCCUUUGACUGUCUGGAAGCCUCCCGUUACCACCCAUGGAUCUCACUUCUCUUCAACAGCGUCAAGGCUGCUUCUUACGUAGCAGCUGCGCGCUACUACCCCGUACUUGAGUAUCCACUUCUCAAAUGCAUCCCGGCAUCGCUUCAAAAAAUGGCAGAUGAUCACUAUCGACAGAUUGUGGACAAGGUCAAUCGGCGUUUCAACUGGGAGCUAGACCGCCCAGACAUAAUGUCGCAUGUGAUGAUGACCAAGGAUGAGCCAGAAGGGAUGACCACCGAUCAGAUCUACUCGACGUUCAUGGUUUUGACAACGGCGGGGAGUGAAACAACGGCCACGGUUCUGUCAGGGACUCUGAAUUACUUAACUGGCAACCAGGACAAGCUUCGCAAGCUGGAGUCCGAGAUAUUCGGUGCCUUCAAAAGUCGAGAAGAGAUCAAGUUAGACACUCAGAAGGACCUGCCGUAUCUCAAUGCUGUCAUCAAGGAGGGCCUUCGGCUCUGUCCUCCAAUCCCUUGGGUACUUCCGAGGAAGGUACCGCUACAAGGAGAUACCGUGUGUGGCGUCUGGCUGCCCGGAAGGACGUCUGUAUCGAUCCAAGCAUACACGAUGAACCGAGACCCUUACUACUUCCAUUCACCGACCAACUUUGUUCCUGAGCGAUGGCUCCCCGAGGUUAUCGCAGACAGUAACUCUAUGUUUUACAAAGACCAGCGGCACGGUCUUCAACCCUUCAGUAUGGAACCACGCAGUUGCAUGGGACAACAUCUAGCGAUGGCUGAGAUGAGGCUCAUCCUGGUAAGCGUUGUAUGGAUAUUUGAGUUUCAGCCGGCGGGCCAGACCUGCGCUGGGAGGAUCUGA